UUUUCCUUUGUUGAAUAUGUUUUGCUUGAAAUUAAUUUGAGAAAUGUUUAAUUAGAUGAAUUUAAGUAUGAAAAGACAAAUUCGUACAAAAAACAAGGACGGCAAAGUAGUUUUUCAAGAUGAACGAUCAUCGAAACUGGAUACGGAUGAAUGAACAUAAAUUAAUUAAUUGAUCAAUCAAUAAAGUUGCUAAUUUGGUUGCAGCACCUCGCAUCUUCUCAAACUUUCAUUUGUAACCCUCGCAUUAUAUUCAUUUUCAUGAAAAUGUCUGUUUUGCAGAGCAAAUCGAGUCUCACUCGUCCCAUUUUUGCAUUGGCACGAGUUAAAUUUCAUCUGGUCAACAAAACACAAGUCAACAAAAAGCAUACUUUUUAAGUAUUUCUAAUUUAAAUUCACGUAAUUAUUAAACUGUUACAAUUUCAAUUAUUUCAAUUAAAGACAUUAGGUAAUGCUCAGCUAAUGCUCUACUAUUUAUUUGGAAUCAUACAACUGUAGUGAGGGUAAUCAUGUCCAGCCGAGUCUGCUUUCUCUGUGUUCAAGUCAUCGACACCACCAUUCCGUCGUUCGAUGAUAAGGAAACUAGAAAAAUACGAAUCUCGUCCCUGUGUGAACUGCUCUUCUUAUCGUCAAAUGAUACUCGCAGGAAAGGUACUCCACAAUUUGAAGAGGAUGCGACCUGUGAAUUUUGCCCAGUUUGUGCCCCCGUGAUAAGCGAGAUGGAGCAAAUCCGGUACCAAAUGUCCCUCUUGGAGGAGCAAAUUGGGAGAAAAAUUACGAAAAUUCGGGAAAUGAUGUUGGAAUCUUCGUCAUCCUUACUAGAAAAUGGGGACGAUGGGGGAAGAGUCAAAAUCAGAAAAUUAAGGACUAUUAUACUUCAAAUUACGGAAUCAGACAUUAAUACAGAUGACAGCGUUGUGUUGGGUCUGGAUGAAAUACAAGUUAAAGUAGAAGAGGAUAUUGGCCUAGUCGGAAAUGCGGAUGACCAAUUCUUUGACGAUUAUAUUAAUUCCUUCUCUCCAACAGCAGAUAUGGAAGGAGGUAAAGAAGAGGAGGAGGAGGAGGAGGAGAUGGAUCCCUUCAAAAAUGAUGGCGAGGAUGACUUCGAGUCCGCAUUCUGUAUCAUUCCACAUCCCCAAAAGAGGGGGAGAGGGCGACCUCGUAAAUCUAUCAGAACUAACACUCCACGACUCAAACCAAAAAGGGAAAACUCAUCACCAUCUAAACUAAAGCCAAAAAGGAUAAAGGAAGAAAAUAUUCGACCCAGCAUGUACGAGACACGAUGCUCUCCAAGAAUUAAAAAGACUACUCUUCCUCCUGCAAAUGAUGUCAAAACUCUAAAACUGUCUCUGAAAAGGAUUUCUGAAUCAUUAUCCAUUGACGAUACAAAACCUGAAUUUGUUGAGAACGAUUUACUAGCAACUACUGAUGUUACAGUAUGUCACGAAAUUGUAGAUGCAACGACAUAUUUUUUAUUUCGAUAUGAUCCCACAAUUUCUAAAAUUCCGAACCAAAUUCGGGAUCAAAUGUCAAAAGUAUCUACGGAUAAUUUCCGCGUCGUCGAUUUGUAAAGUCACACACAGGUCAAAGGUCAGCAUUUUUCUAAAGAUUCAAAAUGAGAGGCCAAAAAUAAAACU
Folsomia candida is the source of this 1634-nucleotide messenger RNA. RefSeq lists its product as uncharacterized. NCBI's taxonomy places the organism in Eukaryota, Metazoa, Arthropoda, Collembola, Entomobryomorpha, Isotomidae. The transcript is spliced from 4 exons. Bases 507 to 1568 code for a protein of 353 amino acids. The record is from RefSeq and is a predicted model, not a curated record.